AUGGAACUUUCUAAUGUUAGUGCACAGUACUUCGAAGCAACUCCCAUAGAUGGCUGGUCUUAUCUUGGAUACUUGGAAGCAAUGAAACCGUAUUUCUACAAUUAUGCUUCAAUAACUUCAUUAAAAUCUUCGUGGAGAAAAAGUUUCUUGGCUACAUUGAGGACUUUUGAAAAGUGCCAAGAUCAAGAGAGAAGUGAGAAGAGCAAUAAACGAGAAAUAUCGGAGUAUUGGAAUCGUAUCGAACAAGAAAGAGCAUUGAAGACGAGACAAUUGGCUGUGAAAAACCAAACAAAAUCUUCUGCGUUGGAUAUGCUGAAUGUUGCAACCAGCAAUCAAACGAACCAAGUUAUUAAGUUGUCAGACGAAAAAUACCCUAGUAUUGAACGUCGGGAAAAAUUGGAUGGGCCAUCAUCAAAAAACGCGAGCUCUAAUCCAGAUCCGGAUGCGAGUGAAGAAGAUCAGGAAGAAGAGGAGUCCGCAGAUGAAAUCGAUAAAUUCUUUAUGGACAAGGGAAAUAAUGAAAAGAUUCGUAACGGUGUUACCAGCAACGAUAUUGGUAAUAUUAACUUCGUGGAAUGUAUGGAAGAAUCCAAGCCAAUGUCAUCAACCUGUCAACGUCCGUGGGUCCUCCGUAGUGGUACAAACAUAAUAUGGAUGUUUGAUGAUGAUUCUUUUAAUUAUGGAUUCUUUUUCACUGAAUAUUUUUUCGAUGAAGUUGAAAAAAUUAACCCGGAAAUUAUUGAAACGAAUCGAAAAGUAGAGCUUAGCGAUGAGGAAAAAAAUGUUAUUUCUAUUUUAAGACGGGCUGUUGUCGCGUAUGCUGAAAAUCUGGAAAGAGUUGAUCUUCCCGUUUCCGAGGCUGACUUCGACAACGCAUUUCCCAACAUGCCUGCCAAAAGAUUCUUAAAUAGGGAGGAACUAAAGAUGGAUCAUGUUGGGCGUCAGCCUAUCGCCGAAAUGAAGGUCGCUCCGUUGUUCUCAGAGCUCGCAUUGGACAAAAGUCUCAAAAGUGGUGGACUCCCAGAGCCUCAUAAAAAAAAAAUUUACGAAGACAAAGUUGAUCUAAGCGUGGCCAUGCGGGAUAUCUUAUAUACGUUCUUUAAAGAGAAUUCUAAAGCACCUGGCUCUGAUAUUCAUUCCACAUUUGUCUUUGGAAUACACUCAUGGGGUAAUUAA
Molecule: messenger RNA, 1176 nt
Organism: Ambispora gerdemannii
Lineage: Eukaryota; Fungi; Glomeromycota; Glomeromycetes; Archaeosporales; Ambisporaceae
Source: the annotation of a GenBank genome assembly